Molecule: messenger RNA, 931 nt
Organism: Meloidogyne enterolobii
Lineage: Eukaryota; Metazoa; Nematoda; Chromadorea; Rhabditida; Meloidogynidae
Source: the annotation of a GenBank genome assembly
UGUUAAAAAUAAAAAAUUUAAAUAUUUCAAAAUAAAUAACGAGUUUUGUAAGAGUGCCACCGGGCAGGAUUCACCUGCGACCUCAUUGUAAGUUACCACGUACAGGAGCUCUUUCACUGAUGUGAACAAGCGGGGCGACGACUAAUGCUUUCUCUUUUAUCCUUUUAGAUUGUUUAACCCCCACCUAAGCGUUUUAAAUGCUCUAGGUAAAUCAUUAUUACAAUAAAUGAAGAAUUUAAAAAAUUAAUUAUUUAAACACAGAAUGCACACCUGAACUAAUUGCUUUGCAAUCCUCUCAAAUUUUAAAUAAUAUUUUUCGAGAUGAUUUAUAUGAUAAACAUUUAACACCUGAUCCAUUAGGUGUUAAUGUUUCUAUUGAAUUAGCCCUUCAGACAUUUUAUGAUGUCAGUGAAUUAAGUGCAAGUUUUACGGCGGAUGUUUUAAUGAGCCAAAUAUGGUUGGAUCGUCGAUUGCGUUAUACUCAUUUAGGAAAUUGUAUUGAAAAUAUGACAUUAAGUUCGGUAAUUGUUGAAAGAUUUUGGCAGCCAUUUGUUUGCUUUGUGAACAGCAAAAAAUCGGAACUUCAUGUUUCCCCAUCUCCAAAUACUUUUGUCUUAAUAUAUCCCAAUGGAACUGUCUGGAUGAACUACCGUCUUAGGGUUGAAGGCCCUUGUUACGUUGAUUUAUGGCUUUAUCCCUUUAACGAGGAAGAAUGUGAACUAGUCCUUGAAAGUUAUGCUUAUAAUGCAGCUAAUGUUUUCGAAUAUCCUUCACGAACUAAACCACCAGAUUUUAUGCUUAGCGAAAUUCGUUGGGCCAAGCAUUCUUUUAUAUACGCAGCAGGAAAAUGGGAUCAGGCAUUUAUUAUUUUUAUAAUUUAAUUUAAAUUUAAAUAAAAUUUUAGUUAACAGUAAAUUUCUUGUUGACUCGC